GGUUUGUGGUAGGUCACACUAUAAAGGCCGCGUUGUGUUUAUACAUUAUUGUUAUUUGUAAUUUUUAAAAAGCAGUUUAAAACAAUGGCCGCAAAUGUCUCCAUACAUUAUGUGUCAGAAAAGAUUUCUAAAGUGCGAUGGGUGCCAGAGCAGUUGCAGGAAAGCGAACGUUUCAUCAGCGGCAGCUGGGACAUGAGCAAAAAUUUCGUACGCAUUUGGCGCCUGCAAUCCAAUCAGCAUCAAUUCGGCAAUACGGAUGCAAGUUUGGAUUUUACCCCGCGUUGCAAUGACAAAAUCGCCAUGCAGGACGAAGUGAAUGGCCUGGAAUUUGUAGACCACAAUACUCUGGCUGUGGGCUGUGCAGAUGGUCAUCUUAGUCUCUUUAAUUUGCAGCGUGCCGUAGAAGAGGACAAGCUACAGUUUCAGGCACGCAGCGAACGUCUACAUAGCCUAAAACGCAGUGACAGUUCCGCACCUUGUACUGCAAUUGCCGCCUAUGGCAGUGAUGUGGCUACAGUGGGGGAGGAUGGAGUUCUCAAUGUCCUCAGUGCCAACAAUUUGAAGCAAGUAAAACGUUCCAUCGAUGCCGAUAGCAUAUCUUUGUUUGCCGUUACCUAUGUCAACCAGCAUGAAUUGGUUACGGCCAAUCGAAUGGGCGUAUUACGAAUGUUCGAUACUCGCCUUUCCAGCGAAGCUCAGCCAAAAAUAGCCUUCAUGGCUGCCUGUGAAGAUGACAAAGCAUCGAAUUUUGUUUCCGCUAUAACGGUGCAUCCCAUGCAGCAACAUAUCCUUAUGUGUGGCAGUGAAGAGGGCACAGUUACUGUAUGGGAUUUACGGAAUUUAGCAUAUCCUGCUUCUUAUCUAACCGCCCACAAUAGUCCUAUCAAUGAUAUACGUUUUCAUAGCAAGGAUCCCUCCAAGCUUUUCACCGCAGCAGAGGGAGGAGAAGUUUGGCUCUGGUCGGAGAAUAAGGCUCUAAAUGAGAGCAAUCAAAAGGAUGGCAAUAGUGCCUGGCUAAGUGGAGAACGUGUACGUACAUUAAUUGAUUUGGGUGGCGUUCUAACCAAUACGCGCAAAGCUAUUAAUUCCUUUGAUGUUCAUGGAUCCCGCCUAGUUUGUGGCAGUGACACGGAGGCUGUUUAUAUAGUAGAUGAUAUUUUCUAGUGCAACAAAUUAAGAUUAAAUUUUCACUUAUUAUACAAAUCACAUA
Molecule: messenger RNA, 1210 nt
Organism: Drosophila willistoni
Lineage: Eukaryota; Metazoa; Arthropoda; Insecta; Diptera; Drosophilidae
Gene: Nup43
Product: nucleoporin Nup43
Exons: 2
Coding region: 85-1164 (359 amino acids)
Cellular component (GO): nuclear pore outer ring
Molecular function (GO): protein binding
Source: RefSeq, a predicted model, not a curated record